UGGCGGGCUACAGUCCGUGGGGUCACAAAGAGUCUGACAGGACUGAGCGACUAAGCACACACAGCAAGUGUUAGCGACAGAACUUAAAGCAUCGCAAGUAUAACGUGGAAUCUCUGUCCUUGAGGAAGUGUCAACUUGGCCUAAGCAGCCACAGAUACGAGCUAAUGCGCGAGCAGUCAUCGGGGAUCUGGCUUGGGGGGAACCAUAGAGAAAGGCCAGCCUCCGGGCUUCCUAGAGAGGCGCAGAGAGCGCCAGUUGGGAGCGCUUCCGCUUCCGCCUUGGCUAGGUUUGGCGGGCCCGCUGGCACUCGCGCUCGCCGAGCUGCCGGGAAUUCCGCGAUCCCAUUCCCUCGCGGCGCAGCCCUCCUCAUCCUGGAGCUCGCCGAGCAGAGGCCUCCGAAGCUCUGCGAGCCUGGGCACAGCCCUCUGCUGGAGAGGAGCAAUCGACUUUUCUGCCCUGAAGAGCCGGCCCGACCUCCUUCCUCCGACUCGCGGUACUCAGGCUCUCCAGGUUCUUGCUUUUCCAAACAGAGAGGGCAGUGCAUGAAGCCAGGGGUCAUCAGCCAUUCUCCAGACAUGGUCUCAGGACACGCCCUCCCGGAAGUUCAGGCCCCUCCCUUUGCCUCCGUCCAGGGCUUGAGAAGAAGCCUGUUGUUUCAGGAGCCAGUGACCUUUGAGGACGUGGCUGUGUACUUCACCCAGAACCAAUGGGCCAGCCUGGACUCUGCGCAGAGGGCUCUGUACAGGGAGGUGAUGCUGGAGAAUUAUGUAAACAUAACCUCCUUGGCAGCAUUUCCACUCCCCAAACCAGAUCUGAUCUUCUGGCUGGAGCGAGGGGAAGAACCAGGGCGCCUGGAUCCCUGGACACUGGUCGGGGAAGAGGACCUGAGAGGCAUCUGCAGAGGUGGUAAAACCAAGACUGAGAGCAGAGGGAAGACUACAGAGCUGAGCAUUUCGAAGGGACCAGAGUCUCACAAGUUGAUAACAGAGGUGCCGCUGGUGGAUGUUCCCAGGCACCCUCACUUUGAGAACAGCUUAGAGAAGCUGCAGCUCUAUGACCCAGGGAAGAAAAAAUACUCAAAGAAUGGCAGUUUCACAGGUUUGCCAGUCCAGGAUCGUCCAUCCUCCACUGCUGGAAGAGAAGAGACAGCCAGACAAUUGCAAGGAAGCUGUGGUGUCUGCAUGCAUCUCAUUACUAAGCAGGGCCUCCCUAGAGAACAGGUAUUUUAUAAUUGUGGUGAGUGCGGCAGAUAUUUCAACCAACAUGCAGACCUUCACCAGCAUCAGAGAAUUCACAGGGACGAAAAGCCCUACAAAUGCAAAGAAUGUGGCAAAGCCUUUAGAUGUAACUCAAAACUGUCACGGCACCAGAAGAUCCAUACUGGGGAGAAACCGUACCCUUGCCAGGAAUGUGGAAAAGCCUUCAGUCAAAACUCGCACCUCCUUCAGCAUCAGAAACUCCACAGGGGAGAGAAGCCCUACAAAUGUAAGGACUGUGGGAAAACCUUCGACUACAACUCAAAACUUAUCCGGCAUCAGCGAAUCCACACUGGGGAGAAACCCUUUAAGUGUAAGGAAUGUGGGAAGGCCUUCCGGUGUAACUAUGACCGCGUCAUCCAUGAGCGAAUUCACACUGGGGAGAAGCCGUAUGGAUGUAAGGAGUGUGGGAAAAGCUUCAGAUCAAAUUCAGUUCUGAUUCAGCAUCAGAGGAUCCACACCGGGGAGAAACCUUACAAAUGUAAAGAGUGCAGCAAGGCUUUCCGCCGGAGUUCGCUGUUUCUCCAGCACCAGAGGUUCCACACUGGGGAAAAGCUCUAUAAAUGUAACGAAUGUUGGAAAACUUUCAUUUGUAGCUCACGCUUUAUAGUACAUCAGAGAAUCCACACUGGGGAGAAACCUUAUGAAUGCCAGGAGUGUGGGAAGGCGUUCAACCAGAAAUUCACCCUGGUUCAGCACCAGCGAGUUCACACUGAGGAGAAACCUUAUGAGUGUAAAGUGUGUGGGAAAUCCUUCAAAUGGAGCGCGAGUUUCAUUCACCAUCAGAAAGUGCACACCAGGAAGAAACCCGACCAAGUUACAAGGCCAUCCCCAGUGAAGCCCUGCUGCCCCACUUCAGUCCUGUCCUCUCUGUCUCCCCAACAUGCGUGACCUGCCCCAGCCACACCAGGGGCUCCCCUGUCCUGUUCACGGGCACUGCUGCUUCCUCCUGCUGUGCCUCCCUUCCUCUUGUUCCCCUCGUCGGAAACGGCCAAGUCUUCACCUGUCCAAGUUGUGCAUUUCUUUCAGAAUCAUGCUUCUCCUUGGAAGUCAUCUACUCAUAGCCUGAACCCUUUACCUCAUUCCCUGUGAGCUCCUGCACGUUUCCAACUCCGUUAUCCCUAGUGUGGCAGACUUUCCUCUGGGCUUCUGCUCAUGUCUUUGAUGAUACUCUUCUGGUCUCCUAUAAGUAAGUCAUUAUUGUUUUCCCAGCUCCAUUUAAGUUCUCAUACUUAAGGACCAAGUUUGGUUACCCUCUUCUGUCCCCUGGUAGGGCUUCCCUGGUGGCUCAGACGGUAAAGAAUCUGCCUGCAGUGCAGGAGACCUCAGUUCGAUCCCUGGGUUGGGAACAUUCCCUGGAGAAGGGAAUGGCUACCCACUCUAGUAUUCUUGCCUGGAGAAUUACAUGGACAGCAGAGUCUAGUGGCCUGCAGUCCAGCAGUUCAGUUCAGUUGUGCAGUCGUGUCCCAACUAUUUGUGACCUUACGGACUGCAGCACACCAGGCUUCCCUGUCCAUCACCAACUCCCAGAGCUUAUUCAAACCCAUGUCCAUUGAGUCAGUGAUGCCAUCUAACCAUUUCAUCCUCUUUCAUCCCUCUCUCCUCCUGC
Molecule: messenger RNA, 2865 nt
Organism: Cervus elaphus (red deer)
Lineage: Eukaryota; Metazoa; Chordata; Mammalia; Artiodactyla; Cervidae
Gene: ZNF619
Product: zinc finger protein 619
Exons: 5
Coding region: 165-2147 (660 amino acids)
Biological process (GO): regulation of transcription by RNA polymerase II
Cellular component (GO): nucleus
Molecular function (GO): RNA polymerase II cis-regulatory region sequence-specific DNA binding; DNA-binding transcription activator activity, RNA polymerase II-specific
Source: RefSeq, a predicted model, not a curated record